This is a messenger RNA of Leptosomus discolor (cuckoo roller), 682 nucleotides long. Lineage: Eukaryota; Metazoa; Chordata; Aves; Leptosomiformes; Leptosomidae. The record is from RefSeq and is a predicted model, not a curated record.
GAUGAGGCCCAAGAAGCAGAAUGCCAAGCCCUGAGACUGCAACUCCAGCAGGAGAUGGAGCUGCUCAACGCGUACCAGAGCAAAAUUAAGAUGCAGACGGAAGCACAGCACGAAAGAGAACUCCAGAAGCUGGAGCAACGGGUGUCGUUGCGCAGGGCACAUCUCGAACAAAAGAUCGAAGAGGAGCUCGCCGCCCUCCAGAAGGAACGCAGCGAGAGGAUCAAGUUUCUGUUGGAAAGGCAGGAGCGAGAGAUUGAGACGUUUGACAUGGAGAGCUUGCGAAUGGGCUUUGGGAAUUUGGUCACGUUAGAAUAUCCCAAGGAGGACUAUAGAUGAGAUUUAAAUUUCUUUUUGCCAUUUGAAAAUCAACGGGGAAAAACAAAACAAAACAAAAAAAAAGACAAAAAGCAAACAAUGAUAAAACUUGCAAACCCAACAUUCCCCAUGUUAACGGGCGUGCUCUCUCUCUUUCUGUCUCUCUUACUGACAUCGUGUCGGACUAGUGCCUGUAUAUUCUUACUCCAUCAGGGGCCCCCUUUCCCCCUGUGUCAAGUCCCGGUGCAGGACAGCUCCUGGCGGUCUUUUCCAUAGUAUGUCACAGUAUUGAUGUCUCUGUGCAAUGAUUAAAAAUGUUUCAGUGAAAACUUUGGAGACAAUUUUAAUGGAGAAAAAAAAAAAAAAA